Molecule: messenger RNA, 2636 nt
Organism: Cuscuta campestris
Lineage: Eukaryota; Viridiplantae; Streptophyta; Magnoliopsida; Solanales; Convolvulaceae
Source: the annotation of a GenBank genome assembly
AGCCUAAAAAUAGUCAUGUGUGAUCUUGUUUGAUUCGUCUUAACAUAUAGAUUAUUAAUAUAUAAUUUUUAUAAUUUUUUAAUAUACAAAUUAUAAGAUAAAAUGGAUUAAAGAAGUGCAUUGGAUGUGAUUCGAAUUUCUUUUUUUUCUUUUUUCUUUUCAAAAAUAAUAUAAGAAUUAAUACUGUCAUCCGGAAAUCGGUAGCAAGCCCUAGAUUGAAAAUCACGAGAAUUUCCUCGAAACGGGUUUGCUGGACGGAGAAAUGAAGCUUCUCUGAGCCGUAUGCAUGCAUUCAACGUUCAUCAUCUCCAAUUUCCCAGAAAUUCAUCGCCUCUGCGCUGCCGAAAGGUAGAAAAUCUCACUCUUCCAUGCAUUUUGGUGAUUUUUUAACUUGAUCCAUUUGUUUACUAAGCUGGGAGAUUAGUCUGGACCAACAUUGAAUUUUGUUAAUAUUACACCAAGUAUUGAGCUGCUGUAAUACCAUCAUGGUUGCUGCUGCUGCUGCUGCUGCAUUUUUUCCUCUUGGCAAUCUGCCUAAUGAGUCUGGUGCCCAAACAUCUGGUAAGUUGGGAGGAACUGCACCGGCCAGCCUCAAUGCACGGGGCAUGAAGUCAAAAUCAUCUGCUUCUCGAAAUUUGCAAGUAAAGGCCAGUGCACAAGCUCCUCCCAAGGUUAAUGGGUUCAAGGUAGGCGUAGUGGAAGGCCCCAGAACUGAUGAUGAAUUGACAUCUUCUUCUCACCCAAGGACAUUUAUCAAUCAGCUGCCCGACUGGAGCAUGCUCCUUGCUGCCAUCACAACUAUUUUCUUGGCUGCUGAGAAGCAAUGGAUGAUGCUUGACUGGAAACCAAAACGCUCUAAUGAGCUUAUUGAUUCUUUUAGCUGGGGGAGGAUUGUGGAAGAGGGAUUGGUUUUUCGUCAAAAUUUCAGUAUCAGGUCCUAUGAAAUAGGAGCUGACAAGACUGCGUCUAUAGAAACAAUGAUGAAUCACUUGCAGGAAACUGCCCUGAAUCAUGUUAAGAGUGCAGGACUCUUGGGUAAUGGGUUUGGUUCAACUCCAGAAAUGUGCAAAAAGAAUUUAAUAUGGGUUGUAAGUAGAAUGCAAGUUUUGGUGGAUCGUUAUCCUACCUGGGGUGAUGUCGUUCAAGUAGAUACGUGGGUAGCUGCAUCAGGGAAGAAUGGUAUGCGGCGUGAUUGGCUUAUUCGUGAUUGCAGCACAGGAGACAUAUUAAUGCGAGCUUCCAGCCUGUGGGUGAUGAUGAAUAAAGAGACAAGGAGAUUAGCGAAAAUGCCAGAUGAGGUUCGAGCUGAAAUUGGAAGCCAUUUUGUUGAUACACCACCCAUUAUUGAUGAGGACAGCAGGAAGCUGCCGAAGCUCAAUGAUGAGACAGCAGAUUACAUUCGCAGUGGAUUAACUCCAAGGUGGAAUGAUUUAGAUGUGAAUCAGCAUGUCAACAAUGUUAAGUACAUUGGCUGGAUUCUUGAGAGCGCCCCCUUGCCCAUCAUGGAGAGUCAUGAGUUAGCAGCCAUGACUUUAGAGUACAGGAGGGAGUGCAGGAGGGACAGUGUCGUCCAAUCUCUCACCUCGGUUAUGGGCAAUAAUGUUGGGGAUCUGGCUCACUCUGGAUCUGUUGAGUGCCAACAUUUGCUCCGCCUCGAGGGUGGUGCUGAAAUUGUCAAGGGGAGGACCGAGUGGAGGCCGAAAUUCGCCAACAGUUUCAGGACUGUGGGUCCUCUCCCAUCCGGAAGCAUCUAGUCCAGAACAUCCUCGUACCAUCUCAACUCUCACCAAUCUCGCCUUCUUCAUUCCAUCUCUCUCCCUUUUCUUUUGCCAUCCCUACAUUUUGUUUUCUGAUAUAUAAGGAAAACGGUCAGUAAAUCACUGUAAGUAAGUCCAUUGUCCUCCUCCCUGUGAUAAUCCUCUUCAGUUUCCUUUUGUUUUCUCCUUUCGAAUUCCCAUUGAAGAUCUAUCCAUCUCCCGGUUUGUGUUCAUAUGCGUGGAUACAAAGUUAUGCCAAUUUCCUUCUGGUGAAGAAAUUCGUUACAAUUUAUAAAUGUUGUUGCCAGGGCCAACAUGUCGAAAUCUCGUCUACGUGUAUAUAUAUAUAUAUCUCUCUCUAUAUAUCCUUCAUUAUGGUAUGGUGUGUCUGCAUAAUAUAUUGAGCCUGGUGAUGUAUUGCACUUGGAAGGGAAGGCGGCGGAAUGUCUCCAUUUGUGAUCUGAAAAUCUUCUGUCUCCGUUUGUUAUCUGAAAAUCUUUCUGUGUUUGAAUCUAUGGAGUAUCUUAUUGUGUGGGAAUUUUGGCAGUUCUGGGCACACCCUCUUUUUUGGUGUUAUAUAUGCACUUGGUGAAUUAUGGCUAUUAAAAUUACUGUAAUAACAAAUUUGACAAUUUAAUUGUGCGACAUCUUCAUUUGUUGUGUUUCAUUGUUUCUGUUGUGUAUCAUUGUAUUGUUGUUCGCACCCUAUUAUUAUAGAUUAAAAAAUUUGUGUGUUCCAUCGGUGAAACCAUCCUUCUCCCAAAAAAAACUUUUUCGUCUCAAUUUAAGUUACAUGUUUAAACUUUAAUUAUGUUCUAGGUGACCAAUCGCAUGAUAAUUAUUUGUUAUGUUCGUCAUGAAUAAUAGACUUUACAAUAU